Messenger RNA from Python bivittatus (Burmese python), 2714 nucleotides. It is a transcript of the gene FOXP1, whose product is annotated as forkhead box P1. Lineage: Eukaryota; Metazoa; Chordata; Lepidosauria; Squamata; Pythonidae. Gene Ontology annotation, biological process: regulation of transcription by RNA polymerase II. Gene Ontology annotation, molecular function: RNA polymerase II cis-regulatory region sequence-specific DNA binding; DNA-binding transcription repressor activity, RNA polymerase II-specific. The record is from RefSeq and is a predicted model, not a curated record. Gene Ontology annotation, cellular component: nucleus.
CUUUUUUCAGAAGGGAGAGAGAGCACUCCUGCAAGACGGCUAGCACAGUAGCAGAGCAUCUGAUGGCUAGAAAAUUCUGUGUGGAUCAAACAAGAAGUUUAAAUGUCUAGGACAAAAGGAUAGGGCUAUAAUCCAGGUUUUUGAGUCAUGAUGCAAGAAUCUGGAACUGAGACAAAAAGUAACGGUUCAGCCCUUCAGAAUGGAGCAAGCACUGGCAACCCCUUACUAGAAUGCACCCUACGUGAAGUGAGACCAAACGGAGAGACACCUUCGGUGGAAAUCGGUGCUGCAGAUCUUGCUCAUCUUCAGCAACAGCAGGCUCUACAGGUAGCAAGACAACUUCUGUUACAGCAGCAGCAGCAACAGCAGCAGCAACAGCAGCAACAGCAACAACAGCAGCAAGUUAGUGGGCUAAAGUCUCCCAAGAGGAAUGACAAACAGCCAGCCCUUCAGGUUCCAGUGUCGGUGGCUAUGAUGACACCUCAAGUUAUCACUCCCCAGCAAAUGCAGCAGAUCCUCCAGCAGCAAGUGCUAACUCCACAGCAACUUCAGGUCCUGCUCCAACAGCAGCAGGCACUCAUGCUUCAACAGCAGCAGCUUCAAGAAUUUUAUAAGAAACAGCAGGAACAGUUGCAGCUUCAACUUCUACAGCAACAACAUGCCGGAAAACAACCUAAAGAGCCGCAGCAGCAACAGGUGACUUCCCAACAGUUGGCCUUCCAGCAGCAGCUUCUGCAGAUGCAGCAACUGCAACAGCAACACCUCUUGUCUUUGCAACGUCAAGGUUUGCUGACAAUUCAGCCGGGCCAGCCUGCUUUGCCACUGCAGCCUCUUGCUCAAGGCAUGAUUCCAACUGAACUGCAGCAACUCUGGAAAGAAGUGACAGGAUCUCACACAGCAGAGGAAGCAGCCAGCAACAACCAUAGCAGCCUGGACCUGUCAACCACGUGUAUCUCCUCCUCAGCCUCUUCAAAGCCCUCCUUAAUAAUAAACCCACAUGCCUCAACCAAUGGACAAUUGCCAGUCCACACUCCUAAAAGGGAGAGUUUAUCCCAUGAAGAGCCCUCUCACAGCCAUCCUCUCUAUGGACAUGGAGUAUGCAAAUGGCCAGGCUGCGAAGCAGUAUGUGAAGAUUUCCAGUCUUUUCUAAAACAUCUCAACAGUGAACACGCGCUGGAUGAUAGAAGUACAGCCCAGUGUAGAGUACAGAUGCAAGUUGUACAACAGUUAGAGUUGCAGCUGGCAAAAGACAAGGAGCGCCUGCAAGCUAUGAUGACCCACCUGCAUGUGAAAUCAACUGAACCAAAAGCUGCCCCUCAGCCUUUGAAUCUUGUCUCUAAUGUCACGCUUUCAAAGACUGCGUCAGAGGCUUCUCCACAGAGCUUACCUCAUACUCCCACCACCCCGACAGCACCCAUCACUCCUGUUACCCAGGGACCUUCUGUCAUCACUACUACCAGCAUGCACAACGUUGGGCCUAUCCGAAGGCGGUACUCUGAUAAAUACAAUGUGCCCAUCUCCUCAGCAGAUAUUGCGCAGAACCAAGAAUUCUACAAGAAUGCAGAAGUCAGGCCACCCUUUACGUAUGCAUCUUUAAUUAGGCAGGCAAUUCUUGAAUCUCCAGAAAAGCAGCUAACACUAAAUGAAAUCUACAACUGGUUCACACGUAUGUUUGCCUACUUCAGACGCAAUGCAGCAACGUGGAAGAAUGCAGUGCGUCAUAAUCUUAGCCUUCACAAGUGUUUUGUGCGAGUAGAAAACGUUAAAGGGGCAGUAUGGACAGUGGAUGAAAUAGAGUUCCAAAAACGAAGGCCACAAAAGAUCAGUGGAAACCCUUCGCUUAUUAAAAACAUGCAGACCAGCCACACCUACUGCUCACCUCUCAAUGCUGCUUUACAGGCUUCAAUGGCUGAGAACAGUAUAUCUCUAUACACUACUGCUUCCAUGGGAAACCCCACUCUGGGCAGUUUAGCCAAUGCAAUGCGGGAAGAUCUCAAUGGUGCAAUGGAGCAUGCAAACAGUAACGGGAGUGACAGCAGUCCAGGCCGUUCCCCUAUGCAAGCAAUACAUCCUGUGCAUGUCAAAGAAGAGCCAUUAGAUCCAGAUGAAAAUGAAGGCCCGCUCUCCUUAGUUACCACAGCCAAUCACAGUCCAGAAUUUGAUCACGACAGAGAUUAUGAAGAUGAACAUGUAAAUGAAGACAUUGAAUAAAUAUGUCUGUGACUAUCAUUCUGCAAAUGAAGAUCCUGGGGAGGGACGAAAAAAACUAUCUUUCAGAAUUAGCUGUGAAAUCUCUCCCCAUCAUUGUACAGUCUGGAAGAUACACUUGGUCCAUUCUGACAGCUAUAAAAUAUGUUAACACUUAGUGCCAUCAAGUAUCCCAUUUGGGAGUAUUUUUGAUUUUUCUACUUUUUGUUGAAAAACAAAACAAAGGAAUUUGUACUCUGUGCAUUGGAUGGACUUGUUUGGUACUCGGAAUUCCUACUCACAGUCAACAUCAGUGUUGUAAAUGUGUUCCACUAAUUCACUUAUCCACAACUUGGCAGCAGACUUUGGACUGCAGAUCUUCCACUAUGGGACACUGAAGACAUGAAGCUGAGCAUGUACACAUAAAUUGCAGAUCAAGCCUUUGCCCAGAUUUUAAGGAUUUCAGUGGACAAUAUAUUUGCACAGUAUCGCAUGUUGAUUAUCACUGCCUUUAUUUUUAUUUUUUU